CGGCGGUGACGGCAGCGGCCGAGGGGGCGGUGGCUACGAGGGGGGUGCGAAGCGGGCGGAAGAGGCGUCUGCGCCCGCGGCGAGGUCGCAGAGGAACAUCGUGGGGAUCAAAGAGUAUCACCUGUUCUCCAAGAUGAGUAACAGCCACCCUCUACGCCCCUUUACUGCAGUGGGGGAGAUUGAUCAUGUGCACAUUUUGUCUGAACAUAUUGGUGCCUUGUUGAUCGGGGAAGAAUAUGGUGACGUCACGUUUGUUGUGGAAAAGAAACGUUUUCCUGCCCACAGGGUGAUUUUAGCAGCGAGGUGCCAAUAUUUUCGAGCAUUGCUCUAUGGUGGAAUGCGGGAAUCUCAGCCUGAAGCCGAAAUCCCCCUCCAAGACACCACGGCAGAAGCCUUCACAAUGCUCCUUAAAUACAUCUACACCGGGCGGGCGACGCUGACGGAUGAGAAGGAGGAGGUGCUGCUGGACUUUCUGAGCCUGGCUCAUAAAUAUGGAUUUCCAGAGCUGGAGGAUUCUACCUCUGAGUAUCUCUGCACCAUACUUAACAUUCAGAAUGUCUGUAUGACGUUUGAUGUUGCCAGUCUCUACUCACUUCCCAAGUUGACUUGCAUGUGCUGCAUGUUUAUGGACAGAAAUGCUCAGGAGGUGCUCUCAAGCGAAGGCUUCCUUUCCCUUUCUAAGACAGCACUUUUAAGCAUCGUAUUAAGAGAUUCAUUUGCAGCUCCCGAGAAAGAUAUUUUCCUAGCUUUGCUAAACUGGUGUAAGCACAAUUCAAAGGAGAACCAUGCUGAAAUCAUGCAGGCUGUGCGCUUACCUCUGAUGAGCCUUACGGAACUUCUGAACGUCGUGAGGCCUUCGGGACUGUUGUCUCCUGACGCCAUCCUGGAUGCUAUUAAAGUCCGAUCAGAGAGCCGGGAUAUGGACCUCAAUUACAGAGGCAUGCUCAUACCAGAAGAAAACAUUGCAACUAUGAAGUAUGGAGCCCAGGUGGUAAAAGGGGAGCUGAAGUCUGCCUUAUUAGAUGGUGACACUCAAAAUUAUGAUCUGGAUCAUGGAUUUUCUCGGCACCCAAUUGAUGAUGACUGCCGUUCUGGCAUCGAGAUUAAGCUGGGUCAGCCGUCCAUUAUCAAUCAUAUCCGCAUCCUGCUGUGGGACCGAGAUAGCCGGUCUUACUCAUACUUCAUUGAGGUGUCAAUGGAUGAACUCGAUUGGAUCAGAGUGAUCGAUCAUUCGCAAUAUCUGUGUCGUUCUUGGCAAAAGUUAUAUUUUCCAGCCCGUGUCUGCAGGUAUAUUCGAAUAGUUGGGACUCACAACACAGUGAACAAGAUUUUCCACAUUGUGGCUUUUGAAUGUAUGUUUACAAACAAAACCUUCACUCUGGAGAAAGGGCUGAUAGUUCCCAUGGAGAAUGUUGCGACAAUUGCUGAUUGUGCCAGUGUGAUUGAAGGGGUCAGUCGGAGCCGAAAUGCCUUGCUGAACGGGGACACCAAGAACUACGAUUGGGAUUCUGGCUACACGUGUCAUCAGCUAGGAAGUGGUGCAAUUGUGGUUCAGCUGGCACAGCCAUACAUGAUCGGAUCAAUACGGUUGUUGCUGUGGGACUGUGAUGAUCGGAGCUAUAGCUACUACGUUGAGGUUUCCACCAACCAGCAGCAGUGGACCAUGGUAGCCGACAGGACAAAAGUCUCCUGCAAGUCCUGGCAAUCGGUGACUUUUGAAAGACAGCCUGCCUCCUUCAUCCGAAUCGUUGGAACACACAACACAGCAAAUGAGGUUUUCCACUGUGUCCACUUUGAGUGUCCUGAGCAGCAGAGCAGCCAGAAGGAGGAGAACAGCGAGGAGCUGGGGACCGGGGACACCAGUCCGGCCAGUCAUCAGCUCGACCCCCACGCCCUGCAGGCCCCCAGUGGCAACGCUCUGCCCGCCAGCCCAGGCGCCCCCUCGCGCUCCCCGAACCGGCAGCACCGAUAAAGGAGGCGCACACGCAGAGUGCCUCGGGUGGGCGCAGGUGGCACAGGAACCCCCCACCCUGAGCAGGGGUCUUUGCAGAAUGUUCUCCCCUCCCCUCCCGCCCCUGUGAGGAGCAGACCUGGCUGCACACAGGGACACAGGACAGCUUUCCUCCCGAGGACACAAAGGGGCUGCUUUGUUCUCAGUUUGUUCGCAUCAGACUGGUCUCCGGGGAAGAGAGUGGGUCUUCAGUCCUCACAGAGUCCACCGUUAGCACCGUCCCGCCCUCGGCUCACCCUGCACGGGGCGCAGGGGAAGCUGCAGCGGGAAUAAGCAGUGGCGCGGGAACCCGGGGACGCGGAGAACACGCUAGGCCUCUAUCACCUGGAGGCGCCUUAGGAAAUGGGUUUCCGUGGAGUGUUUACAUUUCUGGAACACAUCGCCCUGGCAACAAAAGAUUUUUAUUUCUUUUAGUUAUUCUCCAUUUGCUGAAUCAUAGGUGUUCCAGAUCUCUUUGAAAGGCUCAAACAGCAAAUCACUUGUUUUAAUCCCUUUUGACGCUGUAAUUUUCCUUCCUUAGUUCUGAGCGGUUGCGCGUGGGGUAGAGCUGAGGGACAUCGUGCACGGCUCCUAAAUGAGGCCCAGAUGCAGCUCAUCAUGGCACCUGGUCUGACAAGGAAAAUCCUUUGAGGAAGUUCAACAAAAUACACAAUGAGCAAAUCAA
Messenger RNA from Phacochoerus africanus (Common warthog), 2675 nucleotides. It is a transcript of the gene BTBD9, whose product is annotated as BTB domain containing 9. NCBI's taxonomy places the organism in Eukaryota, Metazoa, Chordata, Mammalia, Artiodactyla, Suidae. The coding region runs from base 134 to 1972 and encodes 612 amino acids. The transcript is spliced from 11 exons. Gene Ontology annotation, biological process: circadian behavior; modulation of chemical synaptic transmission; adult locomotory behavior. The record is from RefSeq and is a predicted model, not a curated record. Gene Ontology annotation, molecular function: protein binding.